AUGUACAAACUCGUGGAAAGCCCAGAGUAUGCAGACCCCGAGGCGGAUUACGCUGUAUAUGAAGAAAAGUAUCUACUAACACGUAGAUUGCUCCUAACUUUAAAAAGAGGACUACCUUCGGUUGAAGAACCCUAUGACAACAGCGGUCAUGCAGACAAGGUUGACAAUGUCAUUUCAAGGUUAACAGAACAACAAGCUACGCUUUUUGAGCAAUUAGCCCACGUUUCUAAAUCGACAAAAUUUGUUGAAAAUGAUUUACCAAAAAUCAAUAUUCAACCUUUUUCGGGUAAUUACAAGGACUGGCCUACCUUUCGCGAUUUAUUCAUAAAACAUUUACCAGUGACAGAUACCGCUUACAAAACCGCAUGGCAACGUUUGAGUGAUCGCUUUGACCGACCCCGGCACAUAGUUAACUCAUUCAUGGAUAUGUUCAUGAACCUUCCUUCUACGACGGUUGAAAACUCGAACUUGCUGCGAAAAAUCUCGGAUGGUGCUCAUGAAGUUGUGCGAGGUUUGGAGGCUUCAAAGCAAAGUGGGCGCGACUGCUGGCUAAUUUAUUUAUUGGUAGCAAAAAUCGACCCACAGUCUCGGAGUCGUUGGAUCAACGAUAGUAAGGCCAAUGCAAUACCUUCCAUUGGCGAGUUUUUACAGUUCUUGGACUCCCGUUGCGAAGAACUGGAGUUAAGCGGUCGCAAACUUAGCAGCUCUUCAAAUUCAUCCGAGGUCGGUAGUAAGGCUAUCAAGCAGCAAUCACGUGCAUUGCUGACCACUGAUACUAACGUAUCUAGAGUAUGUGUUAAAUGUAAUUCGACAGACCACACUAUAACAAAAUGUCCAAUAUUUGCUUCAAUCAGCCUUGAAAAUUGUCGUAAUUUUAUAAAUGGAAAAUCGCUUUGUUUCAAUUGUCUCAAAAGUGGACAUACAUCGUAUUCGUGUUCAAGCAAAUUUCGCUGCAAGGAAUGUCAUCGUCGGCACCAUACAUUGGUACACCCUACUACAGUACUGCAGACUCCCACUGCGUCGCCGUCAGCGCAAGCGUCGACCUCUUCGCCGGUCUCUGCCACUGCAUCGCCUGGCCUAUGGUCAACUACGUCACAUGUUGCUCGCCCAUACUCAUCGUGUAGCCCUCUAGGAGUAGAAUAUGCCAAUGUAGUUGAAUGCUCGUCUAGGGAUAGCAGUCAAUUUAUUUUGCCUACAGCGGUGGUUAAUAUACAAACGGCAGGGCAUCGAUACAAAACUUGCCGUGUUUUGUUGGACUGCGCUUCCGAAUUGUCAUACAUCACCGAGCGCUGCGCUCAAAGCCUCGCUCUCCCACGCUCACAUUCACGUGUUGUUGUUUCGGGUAUCUCCUCAGUCAACGCUGAAACAACCCGUGGACCCUGCGCUCUCCGCAUCAAAUCUCGAGUCGGCAAUGACAUUUUAGAGGUCAAAGCUCAUGUUCUCAGCAGAAUCACGUCUACGCUUCUGCAAGAAACAAUAACAAUAUCAGCAGUCAGUCAGCUCAAUGCAGUUCCUCUUGCUGACCCUUCGUUUAAUGAAGCAUCAAAUAUUGACAUCUUAAUUGGUGCACAGUACGAGUGGGAUGUUAUCACAUCGGACAAGAUCUACGACACUCAUGGCAAUGUUAUCGCAGUAUCGUCAAUUUUUGGGUGGAUAGUUACCAGCAUUCCACUACCUCAGGUACAACCAACUAUUUCGCUCGUUACACUUGCUGAUGUCGACCAGUCACUAAGAAAAUUUUGGGAGAUUGAAGAGACUCAUGUGCCAGUACAUAACAGCGAAGACGAUUAUGCAGAGCAUCACUUCACUAACACGCAUUUUAGAACUGAGACCGGCAAGUACGUAGUAGAGUUACCUUUUCAGCAACCAAAGGUCAUAUUUUCAGAAACAAUGAGCGGCUGUUUAGCGCGAUUUCUGACCGUAGAACGGCGUUUGAUAAGAAAUGAUGCACUUCGCCAACAAUACGUUGAAUUUAUGCGCGAGUACGCUCGCCAAGGCCAUAUGAGAAAGCUGCGGUCUGACGAAAUCGAGGUUGAUGAUGGGAUUAGGUUUUAUAUGCCGCAUCACCCAGUGCUGGGGCGAAAGCUGCGGGUUGUAUUUGAUGGAUCUUUUAAAGAUACAAAUCGAGUCUCACUCAACAGUUCGCUAAGCACAGGCCCGAACAUUGAAAGAAAUCUAUUCGCUGUUUGUUUUCGUUUUCGGUUGCAUCGCCAUAAGAGUCCUGAAGCAGCAUUCCCAAGAUUACAGGAGAAGUAUCCCCGAGCAUCAAGAAUACUCGCAGAAGAUUUUUAUGUCGACGAUGUCUUAACCGGUGCUAAAUCGGAAGAGGAACUCCUUCAGGUGAAGGAUGAACUAUGCAAGCUAAUGGCAUGCGGCGGUUUAGAAUUAAGCAAAUGGGUUUCUAACUGUCAACACCUAAGUACAAGCCAACGAGAUCAGAGCCUUUUGAAGUACACGGAGGAGGAUACAGCAAAGGUUCUCGGUUUGCUUUGGAGGCCAGUAGCAGACACUCUAGCCUACAAGGUAUGUGUUGAAGAUUCGACCGAGAUACCGUCAGAUUUAGAGUGGGACACGCCGUUGCCCAUAUCACAAGCGCAGUUAUGGUUGAAAUAUCGCAGCGAUAUGGAGAAUAUAACGAAUUUUUUCAUACCACGUUAUGUGCCUACACCAUCCGGUAAAAUGCUAGAGCUACAAGGAUUUUGUGACGCAUCCAUGCGAGCGUACGCAGCUGUUGUUUACUGCCGCACUAAGGAUGAAAAUGGUGUUUUUCAUGUGUCACUUAUGGCUGCUAAAACAAGGGUAGCACCUUUGAAACCAACAUCCUUGCCCCGCCUGGAGCUAUGUGGGGCGUUACUGCUUGCGCGGCUCAUUAAUGUAGUUAAAGAAACACUGCCACACAAGGAAAUUUCCGUUUAUGCGAGGACUUCGGAAAUUCUUGAGAUCCUGCCUCGCCGCCAUUGGAAUCAUGUUGCGUCUAAGGAGAUCCUGCUGACUGUGCUAGCAGAGGUAUGCUAG
This is a messenger RNA of Rhagoletis pomonella (apple maggot), 3015 nucleotides long. RefSeq lists its product as uncharacterized. NCBI's taxonomy places the organism in Eukaryota, Metazoa, Arthropoda, Insecta, Diptera, Tephritidae. Gene Ontology annotation, molecular function: zinc ion binding; nucleic acid binding. The transcript has 5 exons. The record is from RefSeq and is a predicted model, not a curated record. Bases 1 to 3015 code for a protein of 1004 amino acids.